Calliphora vicina (urban bluebottle blowfly) is the source of this 1087-nucleotide messenger RNA. It is a transcript of the gene Jra, whose product is annotated as Jun-related antigen. Gene Ontology annotation, molecular function: RNA polymerase II cis-regulatory region sequence-specific DNA binding; DNA-binding transcription factor activity, RNA polymerase II-specific; transcription factor binding. Bases 157 to 1002 code for a protein of 281 amino acids. Gene Ontology annotation, biological process: regulation of transcription by RNA polymerase II; regulation of cell population proliferation; regulation of cell cycle. The transcript has 3 exons. Lineage: Eukaryota; Metazoa; Arthropoda; Insecta; Diptera; Calliphoridae. Gene Ontology annotation, cellular component: transcription regulator complex. The record is from RefSeq and is a predicted model, not a curated record.
AAUUCGCCUUGCCUUAGUCAUAAUAUUGUAAAUAAAUUUGUUGACAAUAUUAUUUUUUAUUAUUACCAUAUUAUAUACAAAACAAAACUGCAUAUAUACAUAAAAAUACAUCAACUAAUACUAUUUCGAUUUGGUGACGUCAUAUACUCCUGCGAAAUGAAAUCAUUGAAUUCAGAUUGUUCUGGCAAUAAUAGCAACGCUGUUUCAGUGAAAGCUGAACCAUUGGCUACUGCAAAGGAAAAUGAGGAGUUACAUUUUCCACCUCCAAAUGCAUCUUUAAAUUCGAGCUGCAAUAUUAAUAAACGUCCAAUGUCUUUGGAUUUGAAAAACACAUCAAAAAAGCAACGUCUUGUAGCUCCGUCUCCACUUGUUAUUGGAUCCCCUGACACUCAAACUGUUAAACCACUUACAACUCCGGAUUUGGAAAAAAUACUUCACUUAUUACCAACGCCACAACCUGGAUUGAUAUAUCAAGCAAAAUCAGCAGCAGUUACUUCUGAGCAAGAGGCAUUUGGAAAAGGAUUUGAGGAGGCUUUGCAUAGUCUUCGUAAUAAUGGCAGUAAGCCAAACCAAACAGAUAGUAGCAAUAUUGUAGUAGGAUUGGCGAACACAAGUACAGCAAAUGUAGGAACUGGAAUGAGUGGUGGGUCGUUCACAUAUACCAACUUAGAGUCAUUCAAUACUGUUCCAAUUAAAGAUGAACCGCAAAACUCCUCAGCUUCGCCGCCAGUAAGCCCAAUUGAUAUGGAGACACAGGAAAAAAUAAAACUUGAACGCAAACGUCAAAGAAAUCGUGUAGCCGCUUCAAAAUGUCGAAAAAGAAAACUUGAACGUAUUUCAAAAUUAGAAGAAAAAGUUAAAAUAUUAAAAGGGGAAAACACAGACCUUGGUUCAAUAGUAAAAAAUCUUAAAGAACAUGUUGCUCAACUUAAACAGCAAGUAAUUGAGCACAUAGAAUCUGGUUGCAGUAUAAAUGGAACUACUCUAUUGCAUGGUAAAUAAAUUUAUAUAAAAAAUAUACGUGUAAAUGUAAUAUAAAUGUAUAUAAAUUGGAAUAAAAAUUAUUAAUUUGUGUAAUUAACCUUAA